CUCUUCCUCCUCCUCUCCCUCCUCCUCCUCUCCUCCCCUCUCCUCUCCGCCCCGGCGGCUCCUCCUCCCCUGUCGGUGGCGUCCGGCAGGGCGGUGUACCGGGCGUUCGACACCUCCCUCACCCACCUGACCGUCCACCGGAGGACGGGCGAGGUCUUCGUCGGCGCCGUCAACCGAGUGCUGAAGCUGUCGGCCAAUCUGACGGAGCUGAGGAGUCACAUGACUGGACCAGUGGAGGACAACGCCAAGUGUUACCCUCCGCCCAGCGUCCGAGCCUGCGCCCACCGACUGGAGUCAUCAGAUAACGUGAAUAAGCUCUUACUGGUGGAUUAUACUGGGAACAGACUGGUGGCGUGCGGCUCCAUUUGGCAGGGCGUCUGUCAGUUUCUCAGACUGGAGGAUCUCUUCAAACUGGGAGAGCCGCAUCACCGCAAGGAGCACUACCUGUCUGGAGCCAGAGAGGCUGAUGGGAUGGCAGGUGUGGUUGUCGGUGAGGACGACUGGACGGCCGACCCUAAGAGGAAGAAGCCCGUGAAGGGCGGCAGCCGGCUGUUCAUCGGCGCCGCCAUCGACGGGAAGUCGGAGUAUUUCCCCACGCUGUCCAGCAGGAAGCUGGUGGCGGACGAGGAGAGCGUCAACAUGUUCUCGCUGGUCUACCAGGACGAGUUCGUCUCCUCGCAGAUCAAGAUCCCGUCAGACACGCUGUCGCUCUACCCGGCCUUCGACAUCUACUACGUCUACGGCUUCUCCAGCCGCACCUACGUCUACUUCCUGACGCUGCAGCUGGACACGCAGCUGACGCAGAUGGACGCCGGCAGCGAGAAGUUCUUCACCUCCAAGAUCGUGAGGAUGUGCUCCAACGACACCGAGUUCUACUCGUACGUGGAGUUUCCUCUCGGCUGCACCAAGGACGGCGUGGAGUACCGACUGGUCCAGGCCGCCUACAAACAGAAACCAGGGCGGCGGCUGGCGCAGGCGCUCGGCCUGUCGGAGGACGACGACGUCCUGUUUGUCGUCUUCUCGCAGGGUCAGAAGAAUCGCUCCAACCCGCCCAGAGAGACGGUUCUGUGUCUGUUCACCCUCCACGACAUCAACCUGGCCAUGAGAGAGAGGAUCCGCUCCUGUUACCGCGGGGAGGGUCGACUCUCGUUACCGUGGUUACUCAACAAGGAGCUGCCCUGCAUCCACACGGUGAGUUACGUCACGAGCGUCCCGCGAGCAGUUUUCACAAACGUUCUCGCUUUAUAAAGACGUUCGGCCGUCUUUGAACAGCUGGAAGACGUUUCAGUCUGCAGGAAACAAAACGUGAGAUUUUUUUAUGUGAUAAUUCUGCUAAAGAGACAAAAACCUGAUUGUUUUUUUAGUCUUUGACUGACAGGAAGGAAAAUGAUCUGAGAUAUUGAGAAUUAAGU
Messenger RNA from Thunnus maccoyii (southern bluefin tuna), 1412 nucleotides. RefSeq names its product plexin A3-like. Lineage: Eukaryota; Metazoa; Chordata; Actinopteri; Scombriformes; Scombridae. Gene Ontology annotation, biological process: regulation of cell shape; regulation of GTPase activity; negative regulation of cell adhesion. Gene Ontology annotation, cellular component: semaphorin receptor complex. The annotation marks the transcript as partial. The transcript has 4 exons. Gene Ontology annotation, molecular function: semaphorin receptor activity; protein binding. The record is from RefSeq and is a predicted model, not a curated record.